UAGUUUUAGACAGAAAAAAGAAAUGUGAAAUAAAACGAGGAUUAGCAGCAUUUUAAAAUGCAGUGACUAGAAAGAGACUAUGGUGUUUUAGUGGGCAGAUUAUUGCAAAGCUCUCUUUUUGGUAUUUUCCUUUUCCUUGGAAAAGGAGGGAGUGGCAUUAUAAAUUGGAGAAGCAAAGUAUAUGGAUUACAUAUUUUAAGCAAAGCAGAUGAGUUACAUAUUCCAUGUCUUUGAUCCCAAUGGAGGCUGGGAACCUUCUGGAGAAGGUAUAAUGCAGCAAUCAAGGUUAGAAGCCUUCUUGGCAAAACUCCUUUGGCAUGAAAAAGAAACACGUCUCACCAGUAUCCAGUUCUACGUGUUUUGCUACAUGACUUUCUGAAGAUAAGGAAAAUGUUAUGUUGGGGGUAUUGGUCUCUGGGCCAGCCAGGCAUCAGCACCAACCUACAAGGACUUGUGACUGAGCCCCAGGUGUGUGGCUUCAUAUCGGACAGCAGUGUCAAGGAGGUGGCCUGUGGAGGGAACCACUCAGUGUUCCUGCUGGAGGAUGGGGAGGUGUAUACAUGUGGUCUAAACACCAAGGGGCAGCUGGGCCACGAACGGGAAGGAAACAAGCCGGAACAAAUUGGAGCUUUGGCAGAUCAGCACAUCAUUCAUGUGGCAUGUGGCGAGUCCCACAGUCUGGCUCUUAGUGACCAGGGCCAGCUGUUUUCUUGGGGUGCAGGGAGUGAUGGUCAGCUAGGACUCAUGACUACUGAGGAUUCUGUGGCAGUGCCCAGGUUAAUACAAAAGCUGAACCAGCAGACCAUAUUACAAGUUUCCUGUGGCAACUGGCAUUGUUUGGCUCUUGCAGCUGAUGGCCAAUUCUUCACAUGGGGAAAGAACAGCCAUGGGCAGUUGGGCCUGGGGAUGGAGUUCCCCUCCCAAGCUAGUCCACAGAGGGUACGGUCUCUGGAGGGGAUCCCACUGGCACAGGUGGCUGCAGGAGGGGCUCACAGCUUUGCCCUCUCUCUCUCAGGAGCUGUGUUUGGCUGGGGGAUGAACAGUGCAGGGCAGCUGGGGCUCAGCGAUGAGAAAGAUCGAGAGUCUCCUUGUCAUGUGAAGCUCUUAAGGACACAAAAAGUCGUCUAUAUUAGUUGUGGAGAGGAACACACAGCAGUCCUCACAAAGAGCGGAGGUGUGUUUACCUUUGGUGCUGGUUCCUGUGGGCAACUUGGACAUGACUCCAUAAAUGAUGAGGUUAAUCCAAGAAGAGUUCUAGAGCUGAUGGGCAGUGAAGUAACUCAGAUUGCUUGUGGCAGACAACACACUCUAGCCUUUGUGCCUUCUUCUGGACUCAUAUAUGCAUUUGGUUGUGGAGCUAGAGGUCAACUAGGAACUGGACACACUUGUAAUAUUAAGUGUCCAUCUCCUGUAAAGGGUUACUGGGCUGCCCAUAGUGGCCAGCUUUCAGCUCGAGCAGAUCGCUUUAAAUAUCAUAUUGUUAAGCAAAUCUUCUCUGGAGGAGACCAAACUUUUGUACUUUGCUCCAAGUAUGAGAAUUCUUCUCCUGCUGUUGACUUCAGGACUGUGAACCAAGCGCAAUAUACCAGUUUAAUAAAUGAUGAAACCUUAGCAGUUUGGAGACAAAAACUCUCAGAACACAACAGUGCAAAUACAAUCAAUGGUGUUGUUCAGAUCUUGUCUUCUGCAGCCUGUUGGAAUGGAAGUUUUCUGGAAAAAAAAAUUGAUGAACAUUUUAAAACAAGUCCCAAAAUUCCCGGGAUUGAUCUGAACUCAACAAGGGUUCUAUUUGAGAAGUUGAUGAACUCUCAGCACUCUGUGAUUCUAGAGCAGAUCUUAAAUAGCUUUGAAAGUUGCCUCAUUCCCCAGUUGUCAAGUUCACCACCAGAUGUUGAAGCAAUGAGAAUCUAUUUAAUCUUACCUGAGUUUCCCCUGCUCCAGGAUUCCAAGUAUUACAUAACAUUGACUAUUCCCUUGGCAAUGGCCAUUCUGAGGCUGGAUACAAACCCUAGCAAAGUAUUAGAUAACUGGUGGUCUCAAGUAUGCCCAAAAUAUUUCAUGAAGCUGGUGAACCUCUAUAAAGGUGCAGUUCUUUACCUGCUGAGAGGAAGAAAGACAUUCUUAAUUCCUGUACUCUUUAACAAGUACAUUACAGCAGCUCUCCGGCUCUUGGAGAAGUUAUAUAAGGUAAAUCUUAAAGUGAAGCAUGUAGAAUAUGAUGCAUUUUACAUUCCUGAGAUUUCCAGUCUCGUAGACAUUCAAGAAGACUACCUCAUGUGGUUUUUGCAUCAAGCAGGGAUGAAGGCUAGAGCAUCUAUCAUACAGGAUGCUGUAACACUUUGUUCCUACCCUUUCAUCUUUGAUGCCCAAGCGAAGACCAAAAUGUUACAGACUGAUGCUGAAUUACAGAUGCAGGUGGCAGUUAAUGGAGCCAAUCUGCAGAAUGUCUUCAUGCUUCUCACGCUGGAGCCUCUGCUGGCCAGAAGCCCCUUCCUGGUCCUUCAUGUCCGCAGGAACAACCUUGUUGGAGAUGCCCUAAGAGAACUGAGUAUUCAUUCUGAUAUUGACUUGAAAAAGCCUCUCAAAGUAAUCUUUGAUGGAGAAGAAGCAGUGGACGCUGGUGGUGUUACAAAGGAAUUCUUUCUUUUGCUGUUAAAAGAACUUCUGAAUCCCAUUUAUGGCAUGUUUACCUACUAUCAAGAUUCAAAUCUCUUAUGGUUUUCAGAUACAUGUUUUGUAGAGCACAACUGGUUUCACUUGAUUGGCAUCACCUGUGGACUAGCUAUCUACAACUCUACUGUGGUGGACCUCCACUUCCCAUUGGCUCUCUACAAGAAAUUACUGAAUGUAAAACCCUGCUUGGAAGAUUUGAAGGAGCUGUCCCCUACGGAAGGAAGGAGUCUUCAAGAGCUUUUAGAUUAUGCUGGUGAAGAUAUUGAGGAGACUUUUUGCCUCAAUUUCACGAUCUGCCGAGAAAGCUACGGAGUAAUUGAACAGAAAAAGCUGAUCCCUGGGGGCGACAAAGUGAUUGUGUGCAGAGAUAACAGGCAGGAAUUUGUGGAUGCUUAUGUGAAUUACAUCUUCCAAAUCUCAGUUCAUGAGUGGUACACAGCCUUCUCCAGUGGCUUCCUAAAGGUGUGUGGUGGCAAAGUCCUGGAGCUCUUCCAGCCUUCAGAACUGAGGGCCAUGAUGGUGGGGAACAGCAACUACAACUGGGAGGAACUAGAGGAGAGUGCCAUCUACAAGGGUGAUUACUCAGCCACACAUCCCACUGUGAAGCUAUUUUGGGAAACAUUCCAUGAGUUUCCACUGGAAAAGAAGAAGAAGUUUCUCUUGUUCCUGACUGGUAGUGACCGGAUUCCCAUCUAUGGCAUGGCUAGCCUGCAGAUUGUCAUCCAGUCCACAGCCUGUGGGGAGGAAUACUUGCCUGUGGCCCACACCUGCUACAACCUUCUUGACCUCCCUAAGUAUAGUAGCAAAGAGAUUCUGAGGGCUAGGCUGACUCAGGCCCUUGACAACUAUGAGGGGUUUAGUUUGGCCUGAGGCUCCCAAUUUGUCUCAGUGUUCCUUCCUUCCUCUGUGGCCACAGUGAGGCCUAUACACAAUAUCAUGGGAAGUGAUUUCUAUUUUUUUAUUGUCUAAGUAAGUUGAGACUUUCAAAUUCUUAACAUGGUCUAUGUGUUUCUGGAGUUGUAAGUAGUGAGCAGCCUUUUUGAAAAAGCAGGGGUUUUAAUGUGGUUAAAGUUGGCUUUAGUAUGGGAGUUGGUUUUGAUUUGUUCUGUUAUUUUCAACUAAAUAACAUGUUCCUUGCACCCAUGAACGUGUUGUACUCUGCUAAAUAAAAUGGCAGUAGAUUUGUAAACUUUCAUUUCUUAUAUCUUUCUCAGUCUUGACGUUUCUUCCCAGUGCCUCCUUGUCCUUUACCUAACUAAGCACUCCUCUAUAAGAAUGAUGUGAUUAAUUUGUCCCUUCCUGUGUUCACAUACAGGACACCUCUUUUUUCUGCAGUUUUGAGAACACCUAGUUUGUUGUACUCACUCUAACUAGGAGGAAAGACUUUCUCCAGCUCUCCCAGUUCUAAGAAGCCUGGUCCAGGCCCAUUACUGUGGCAGAACUCAUAAGAAUUUCUAGGCUUUAUGAACACAUCUUGUUCAAAAGAAAUAGUUCUUGAAGAAAUAGCUACUUCCAUGACUGUGCCCACUUCUUAAGCCUCUUUAAAGAUUUGCAGAGCAGUGUCAAGUUGCUGAUGAGCCUAAUUUUGUCUUAUUCUCAGCCAUAUCCCUUUGACCAUGUAAUGAAUUGACAGGCCUUCUCAGCCUUCUAUCUUGCUUGUAGAGGAAGUUGCAUUAAGUUUUUAGUCUCUAUAUUGCCUAAGAAAUGUAGAAACGAUAAAUUUCUUGUCCUUUUAAAAUUUAUGUCCUCUGCAACUUUCUCUUUUCUCCCUUUUCUUUUUCCCACUUAACUUCCUUCCUUCCCCCCCUUCUCUUCCCCUCUCCCCUCCCUCCCUUCCUUCCUU
This is a messenger RNA of Jaculus jaculus (lesser Egyptian jerboa), 4516 nucleotides long. It is a transcript of the gene Herc3, whose product is annotated as HECT and RLD domain containing E3 ubiquitin protein ligase 3. Gene Ontology annotation, cellular component: cytosol. NCBI's taxonomy places the organism in Eukaryota, Metazoa, Chordata, Mammalia, Rodentia, Dipodidae. The transcript has 25 exons. Gene Ontology annotation, biological process: protein ubiquitination; ubiquitin-dependent protein catabolic process. The record is from RefSeq and is a predicted model, not a curated record. Gene Ontology annotation, molecular function: ubiquitin protein ligase activity. The coding region runs from base 391 to 3543 and encodes 1050 amino acids.